AUGGGGCUGUGUCUCAGCUCGGAGUCCACCGAAGAUGCGGAACAGAAGAAGAGAAGCCAGAUGAUCGAUCGGAAGCUCGAGGAAGAUUCCCGGCGGCUACGAAGAGAAUGCAAGAUCUUACUCUUGGGCUCCGGGGAAAGUGGCAAGUCGACCAUUGUGAAACAGAUGAAGAUUAUUCACCAGAAUGGCUACACUGUCGAAGAGCUUGCGCUGUACCGCUUGACCGUCUACAAGAACCUCCUGGACUGCGCGAAAUCGCUUAUCGAGGCCUACCACCGCUUCGAGCUCGAGCCCACCAGCCAAAAGGUCCAAGACUACAUCACCUUCCUGGAAGAUUACAAUGUAGACCCCGAUCCCAACACGCCGCUCGACGGGAAAGUCGGCGAUGCGAUCACAUAUCUGUGGAAUGACCCCUGUACAGCAAUGGCGCUGGAACACCAAAACGAGUUUUACCUGAUGGACUCCGCACCCUAUUUCUUCGAGGAAGCCAGGCGAAUAACCUCCCCGGAAUAUAUCCCAAAUGUCAUGGAUGUGCUUCGCGCACGUACCAAGACCACCGGUAUCUACGAAACGCGAUUCACGAUGGGUCAAUUGAGUAUCCACAUGUUUGAUGUUGGGGGCCAACGCAGCGAACGCAAAAAAUGGAUCCACUGCUUCGAGAAUGUGACAUCGAUUAUAUUCUGCGUUGCAUUGAGCGAAUAUGACCAGACGUUGCUGGAAGAGAGCAACCAGAAUCGCAUGAUGGAGAGUUUGGUACUCUUUGAUUCCGUGGUCAACUCCCGAUGGUUUAUGCGGACGAGCAUCAUUCUCUUCCUGAACAAAGUCGAUCUCUUCCGACAGAAGCUUCCACGGUCACCCCUCAGUAAUUAUUUCCCCGACUAUUCAGGCGGCAAUGAUGUCAAUCGCGCCGCAAAGUACCUUCUGUGGCGGUUUAACCAGGUGAACCGAGCACAUUUGAAUCUAUACCCACACCUUACCCAAGCCACCGAUACUACCAACAUUCGAUUAGUCUUUGCGGCGGUCAAAGAGACCAUCUUGCAGAAUGCCUUGAUAGAUUCGGGUAUUUUGUAA
This is a messenger RNA of Penicillium lagena, 1071 nucleotides long. RefSeq names its product guanine nucleotide-binding protein subunit alpha gpaB (gene gpaB). Gene Ontology annotation, cellular component: heterotrimeric G-protein complex. Bases 1 to 1071 code for a protein of 356 amino acids. The transcript is spliced from 6 exons. Gene Ontology annotation, molecular function: G-protein beta/gamma-subunit complex binding; G protein-coupled receptor binding; GTP binding. The record is from RefSeq and is a predicted model, not a curated record. Gene Ontology annotation, biological process: adenylate cyclase-activating G protein-coupled receptor signaling pathway. NCBI's taxonomy places the organism in Eukaryota, Fungi, Ascomycota, Eurotiomycetes, Eurotiales, Aspergillaceae.